Messenger RNA from Caenorhabditis angaria, 1580 nucleotides. NCBI's taxonomy places the organism in Eukaryota, Metazoa, Nematoda, Chromadorea, Rhabditida, Rhabditidae. The record is from the annotation of a GenBank genome assembly.
AUGAAAAAAAGAACAAUAGAAAAUGAUGAAAUAAUAGUGACAGCUUCUCGAAUAGCUUCAUCAAUCUCAAUUUUACUCAUCAUUUUCACUACUUUAUUAUACAUUUAUUUUGGAAGUUUGCUUGACAACACGUCACGAAAAUUGAUUGAUCAUGUGAAUGGAUAUGAGGUAUAUUGGGUUUAUAAGAAUUUUUCAUAUAGAAAAAAAUAAGUUAUAGGAAUUGAAACUUCUGACUGAAGAUGCAUUAUUGAACGCGGAAGAUGAACAUAUCCGAAGUCCACGUCAAUCAUGGAAAAGUCGACCAAGAUGGAGGAACUCGGAAAAUGCAAAAAGACGGAAUAAAUUUGAUGAGCCCAAGAUUUGUGGUACUACAUAACUUUCCUGAUUUCCUCCCCAUCCAUUUUUUUCAGAUUGUACUGUUAUCGAAUGCCCCAGGGGUCCAAGAGGACCACCCGGUGAGGAAGGAAUUUGGCCAAGUGAUGGAAUCGCAGGCGAACCUGGAAAAGAUGGUUUAGAUGGAAUAUAUCAAGUUGAUGAGCCUGAAUGUCCUCCUUGUCCUCAAGGUCCACCUGGUGAAGAUGGACAUCGAGGAGAUGCCGGAGAACGUGGUAGACCUGGUAUUCCUGGAGAACCCGGAGAACCAGGAACUAAUGAACCUGGUGUUGUUGGAUUGCCAGGUUCACGCGGACAAUCUGGGAGAGCAGGGUUUAAGGGAGAUCCAGGAGAGCCUGGACAAGAUUUUGUGCAAUUGACUGGUUUGCCUGGUCCAAAAGGUGCUCUUGGUGGAAUUGGAUUGCCUGGAGCAAGAGGGGAUCCUGGAAAUAAUGGAAAACCAGCACCGCCAGGUUAGUUUUGAAAUAAAUUAGCUCUUUUUUUCUAGAAUAUGAGACUAUCCAGAUUUUUGCUCUAACUGAAAUCAAAUCCGAUGUUUUCAAUCGUAUUAUUUUCAGGGCCCGAAGGAUUCCCUGGACCAACUGGUGAACCUGGAGAACAAGGUGAUUAUGGACUCCGAGGAAUACAAGGUCGAAAAGGUGCACCUGGAAAAGAUGGAGGUUAUUGUCAAUGUCCACCAAGAGAAGGACCAGUUAAUAGAUCUGGAAAUUCUGGAAAUCGAAGAACUGAAGAUGAUUGGCAGAAAUCGAGUGAUGAUUAUGAAACUGAAACAGAUUCGGUUCCUAGUUCUAACAGAAAGAGCUGGCCAAAACGUUAGUUUUAAUACGUACUGAUUCGAAAAUUCCGAAAAGAAAUAAUUUUAGCUCGAAACUCGCAGUCUCAUCAUAAUCAACUUUAUGUAAAUCUUCGUAGAAAAAACAAAAAUUCCGAUCUUAUUGAUGUUGGAUCAAAUAACAUGAGGUAUGCACUUCAGAACCAAAAAUUCCGGUUUCAAUUACAAUUCCUAAUUAUUUUCAGAAGAUCACCGUUGACGCCAUUAAUUGAAUACAAAGACUCUAGAGAAGAAGGUCAUAAAAAUGUAAGCUACAAUUUUUUCCAAACAAAAAAAAUAUAAACAUUGAUUUUUUCAGCGUGUUGUGAUGUAUCAUUCUUCAAAAGGCAGUUCAGUAGAUUUCGAACUUCGAUAA